This is a messenger RNA of Stylonychia lemnae, 5712 nucleotides long. The record is from the annotation of a GenBank genome assembly. NCBI's taxonomy places the organism in Eukaryota, Ciliophora, Spirotrichea, Sporadotrichida, Oxytrichidae.
AUGAUUGGUAACGAUAGAACUAAAUCAACUUUACUCGGAGGUGCAUCUGCUACUAAUGCUACACUAUGGCAGCAUCCUUAUGUCGAUGUAUUCAAGCAUUUCAAGAUCUAACCAACAAGCGAUUGGAAAGCUAACAAAAAGCAGGGGGAUGUAGCUGAAAUCUUUGCGAAAGAAAUUGGAAGAAAAGCAUUGAACAUUCAAGGUAGCAUCUCUGCAAAUAACUUUGUACAAAUUCCACAUCCAAGCAGCUUAAUAAAGUCAAUAAACCUCACAGGGAGAUAUAUUUACUUAGAGGUCAAGACUACAAACUAAGGCUCUCCAUUCACCUUCCAUUUUGACUUUGGAAUCGCAGAUAGAGCUCAUAAUGUUAGAAUCUCAAUCAGCAACCUCUUCAAAACUUUCAACACAUCAAACGGAUUUGUAGUCUAAGUACCACUUGAAUUGAGAACUGAGAGAUGGACAGUUGUUCAAGUUGAUUUCCUAGAUAUUUUGUAAAGAUCUCAACUAUUCCCACAAACAUACUCAUGUGAAGGUGCUCAUAGUUUGAAAUCAAUGCUCUUGUGCGCCAAUAUUCAAGUAAGAGGAGUAUAUACUUCUGACAAUGCAUACGAUUACAUUACUCUACCUUCUGAUAUGAGAUUCAAAUUCUCUUUUGACCUCAAUAAAUGGGAAGAGCAUUUUGACUUUACUGAAGUACCGGCGAACCUAGACAAUAAAACAGGCAAAAGCUAGCAUUAAAAGUCUACUCUCCAUCAAACAAGCAGAGCAGUAAAGGGUGAACUCGAGACUGAUUAGUAAAAGAGAGAGAGAGAAGAGGAAAGAAAGAGAAUGUCAAAAGAGAUAGAUAACCUUCUGAAUAGACAAAGGAUUCCUGUAACUGAACAGACAGAUGAAGAUGAGUUUGGAUCAGGAAGGAAACGCCAAUCAAAAGUCGGGAAACUACCAGAUAUUAAUCCAGAUCUAUUCAUGGAAGAACAGAGAAAUGAUCCUUAAGUCCAUGGGUAUAUUAUAGACUCCUAGAAGAGAGAGUAAAGAAAGCAGAUCAUGAAUCUAGCGGGACUUCAAAGCAACAAAACUGAUUAUGUUAGUGGCCAGUAUAUCGGAGUUGACCUCAAAAGAUCUCCUAAGCUAAACUAAGAUCCUAUUCUUGAGUUAAGACAUAUUAUUGGUUACUCUUCUGAUAAAUGCCUAAACUUGAAAUGGUCAAGGUUCUAAAAUGAAAAUGUGGUAAUCUUUACUUCAGGCGGAACUCUUAUUGCAAUGGAUGUUGAUAGCAAUAAUCAAAAGAGAUUCUUCUUCGGUCAUAGUGCUCCUAUCUGUUGCUUCGAUAUCAAUGCUAAUGGUGCAUUAUUAGCUAGCGCACAAGAAGGUAAAAAUUCAAUCAUCAGAAUUUGGGAAUAUCAAACUGGAAGAUGCAUAAGUAUGGUAACUAUGCCUGUAAUUAAUCUUAAAUGCUUGGCAUUCUCUUAUGAUGGAAAGUAUCUGGCUAGUGUAGGUAAAGAUUCACAUAACAAAGAGAUGAUUAUUGUUUGGGAUAUCACAAGAAUUUCUUAGGGCCAAAAACCAGAAAUCGUUGCAAAAUAGACAUCUGAUUUCAAUAUUCUUCAGCUUAAAUUCAGUCCAAUAGAUUCCUCAAGAAUGGCCUCUUGCGGAAAAGAAAACAUUAGAUUCUGGAGAAUUAAAGACAAUGGAAGCAUUAGAGGAUCAGCAAUCGUUUUGAAUCAUCAUGCAAGGAAUACAAUAUUCACUUGCUUGGACUAUGAGUAUGGAUUUAGAAGUGUAGAUCCAAAGGAAAAUGAGUCACUAAAAAGAGUUUUUGUAGGAUCAAAGCAUGGCAUGGUAUUCUAAAUCAACUAUCACACUGAAAGUUUAGAUGCUACCUAUUAAACUAACGAUUCAGCGAUUUUUUCAAUUGCAGUGAAUGAAGCUUUCUGCGUCACAGGUAGUGAAGAUACUUACCUAAGAGUUUGGCCUCUUGAUUUUUCAGAGUUCUUUAUGGAAGCUAAACAUGAAGGCACAGUAUGCUCAGUGGAUAUUUCAACUGAUGGCCUGAAAGUUGUUUGUGGAACUCUUUAUGGAAGUUUAGGUAUCCUUGAUAAAUCGAACCAGAAAUAUAGAACAUUACUAAGAUCACACACUUAAUAGAUUUUGAAUAUGGACUUCCACCAUGGAAAGAGAUGCGUAAUUACAGUAAGCAGUGAUAAAACCAUAAGACUGUGGGAUAUUGAGACUUACGAUUAAGUUUAUGAGUUUUCAUCUCCUAUUGAUCAAGCUUUAACAGUGGCAGCUCAUCCAUAUCUACCUCUAUUUUCAUGCGGAUUUGAAUCAGGAGUAAUGAGAGUAUUUGAUAUUGAAAGAACUUGUGUAGCUGAUGAAUUUAGUCAAUUCAACAAUCACCUUCAAAAGCUAGCUUAUUCUCCAAGUGGAGAUUUACUUGUCACAUGCUGUGUUGAUGGUGGAGUAGCUAUUCACAAUCCCAAAAGAUAGCACAUGCCAAUUAAGAUGAUGCAUUUAGAGUUUCCACCUUAAUUUGUUCAUGUAGCUUUCAGCACUUAGGCUUAAAAUCAGAGAUAAGAUUUCCAUGAUGAGAACUAAGAUCCAAAUAACUAUUAAGAUGGAUAAAAUGAAUGCAAAUUUGCAGUAAUGGGUGAAUAUGGAAAUAAUGUCAACAUUUAUGACGCAAACUCUUUCUUUGUAAAGCAUCAAAUUUAAGCUGGUAGUCUUCUAAGAUAGUUUGCUUUUGCUAAUAACAAUAGAGACAUUGUACUUGUCACAACAGAUUGCAAGAUUAAAACAUUUAGUCUUGCCAAAUAUGAAGGCAUUUUCUUGAGAGAAAUUGGUACUGUACACAGAGGCAACAUAAUGUCAAUGAAUAUUUCAAGUAAUAGUGGCUACCUUAUAACUGGAGGAGAAGAUUGCAUGGUUAAGGUCUGGGACUACGAAGCAUCUAAGACAGUUCCAUUCUUCUUCUAAUCAUUCAUUGGUCAUACUUACCCAGUUAAGAGCUUAAUGUUCUGUCCUCUUGACAAUGGAUUGGUUGUAAGUGCUGGUGAGAGAGACGGAAUUUACUUAUGGAGUUUUUAUGGAGACAUUAAGACUUAAUUCGCUCACUAAAGUAUUGAAGACAAAAUCCAAAUUCAAAAAUCAGGAACAACUUUGAGUGAUUUACAGAACCCUUUAUUCAGAGGCUAGUCUGUUCUUGAGAGACUUAGAACUACCAGAAAGGAGACUAAAAUCUCUAAGGGAGAACAACUCUAAGAUGAUUGCUUCAUUCUUCCUAGUUUCAAAUAAGCUGUGCCGGUUGACCUCCAGUAAUAAGAUCUCGAACAAACAUAAGAGACAUCAUAGCUUUACAUAAAAACAAGGAAAGAAAGAAAUCUUACAUACAAUCACUAUGCAAACUGUACAAACUAAUACGAUAUAGAUCUACAACCCCAUCUGUUGCUAGAUGAAGAAGACAAAAAAGAAAAGUUAGUCGAGCCAACAAUUUUAAAUGGCUACGAUGGAUUUGGUGGUGUUCAUGAUAAUUUAGUUUGGGAUUCCAGUGCUGGAUGGAUGGCUUAUACCCUUCAUAACAAGGUGAUCUUUGAGAACACUAAAAGUAGAGAAUAGACAGUAAUUACUGACAGUACUACUUAACUUUCGACUCUUGUAUUAUCAAAUGAUAGAAAACUUUUGGCAGUCUCAGAGGGAAGACCAAAUAAGUCAGGAAACUCCUUUAUAUUUGUCUACGAUACUCACGAAAGAAGAUAGGUUUAGAAGCUGACAUUCCACUAGAGAGGAGUAUAAACAAUGGCAUUUUCAAAUGACUCUAAGUAUCUUAUUUCGAUUGGAGUAUAAGGUGAAAAUACUCUAGCUAUUUGGGAUCUAUCGCAAGGACUUGUCAUCAAAAGUUCUUUGAUCAGACACUAUGCUAUAAACUGCGUAAAAGUUGACCCCUACAUUGAUGAUGGGCAUCUUCAGUUUAUUACAGUUGGAAACCAAGGAGUAUUUUCAUUCUGGAGACUUGAUUUAGGUAGCUCACAGCUUUAAACUUACGAUGUUGAAGAUGUCCCAUUAGAAUUCCAAUAGACUUACUUUACUGCAGCUUGUUACACUUAAUUCCUAGGACCACCAUUUAAUACUUAUGUAAUAAUGCUCUCAGCAAAUGACGGCUCGAUGACUGCUUAUGACUAAAAGAUCAAUCAAUUUGUUGACUAUGGAAUAAAGAAAUGGUGUAUCAGUGGAGAAAUUGGACAUAUUAGAAGCAAUAAUAACAGUAUAGUUAUUGCAAGCUCAACUGGCACAAUAGCCAGAUAUGGAACUCAUAAUGGUUAAGUCUUCCCUUAAGAUAGCAAAUAAGUACAGGUUCUUAAAGCUGAUUCAUCAGUAAUAUCACUUGCAAUGGAUGAUCUUAAUAAUGAAGGAGUAGCUGGUACCUCUAAUGGAUCACUCUAUUACUUGAACUUUAAUGAAAAGCUUUUGAUAAGAAUUGUUUCCAAAGCUUAUCACCUUUAAAAAGAAGUUUCAAUUUUAAGAGUCUGUGAGAAAAACCCUAAUCUUGUUUUGAGUAACUGUUCUGAAACUGGAAGUACUGUGAAACUGUGGACUACCACAACCAUAGAUCAAGUAAUGAAGUUUAAUUCACCAACUUAAAGCCCAGUAGCAUUCAUUCUACCUAGCGUAAACACUGCUAAGUUUACAUUAAUUGGACAUUAAUCUGGACUUUUGAGACUAAUUGAUUUAGAAACCUUGAAAGUUGAGAGCACAUUCUAACUAAAGAUAGAUACAGCACAGUCGGAGGUUCUUACUGCUGCAGUUUUCAAUCCAAAUGGAGUUAAUUUCGCAAUCGGUACUACACUUGGAGCAAUAUUCUUUGGUUCGCUUAAAGCUGAUGGACAGGGUAAACCGAAGCUUGUCCUUGGGAAGGCAGAAAACUUCCUUAAGACAUAGAACUCAAUAACAUCUUUACAAUUCUCAGUAUUUGAUCCAAUUGGAUCAUUCUUAGUUGCCUUCGAUAAUGGCUCAAUCAAGACUUGGCAGAGCUCAAUUAAAAAUGAACAAUUCAUGAAGCUAAUGGAAAUUCAGCAACAAUCGAAUGGCUAAUUAGCAACAAGCGGGUUGGUACCUGAAUUUGAUAUGAGUGAUUGCGGGUAUUAGCAAUUUGAUUUGAUUGAUUCUUUUGAUAUGUUUGAAAAUCCCCAUGGUCUUGAUGAACUAGGAGAAGAAGACAAAGCAUAACUCAAGCUUUUGUAUACAGUAAGUUUUGAUUAGUUUUAAUAUGGGUAAUAGAAUAAGAAAUAUAAGGAAUGUGAGGCUAGAUUUGCCCCAGGAAAAUCAUCUGUUGAUAUUUACUAUGCUUUUGUUUCUUCAUUGCAAUAUAUCUAUGUGAGAAACUACGCUCAAAACACUAUUGUCAAGAGAGUCUCACUAUUACACUUCCCAACAAGCUUUGCUCUUGUCGAUUACAAUUCCCUUUUGAUUUCUGAAGAUGAGAUUAAUAACCCAAGACUAGGAGGGGAAUAAGCCCUUGCUUGUGUUGGUACCAAAGAAGGUAAAAUACUGAUAAUCAAGAUCGCUUCUACCGGCUACACAAAAUUGGCAGAAACUAAGGGAGGAUUGAGCUUAGGAGCAAUAACAGCAGUUGAUGUGUCACUUCACAGUGAUAAAAUCCUAGCUGCAACUCAGAGUGGAGAGAUAUUUACUGUUGAUAUCUUGACUAAUGUCCAGUGA